Molecule: messenger RNA, 1015 nt
Organism: Solanum stenotomum
Lineage: Eukaryota; Viridiplantae; Streptophyta; Magnoliopsida; Solanales; Solanaceae
Exons: 2
Coding region: 167-877 (236 amino acids)
Source: RefSeq, a predicted model, not a curated record
UUCCACGAAUUCAGUUGAAGAUGAUCAGAUCAGGCAAGUUCAACUUAAAAUUCAAUUUCACAGUACCAGAAAAGGGGAUCUCGAAACAAUCGAAUCCUAUGUGAAAAGAUUGAGGUCCAUCGCCGAUUCCCUGGCAGAAAUCGGCGAUGAGAUCUCAAAUUCAAACAUGGUGUUGCAACUUCUUGCUGGUUUGCCUAUUGAAUACUUGCCCCUCAAAAACACAAUAUCAUCAAAGUGGCCUCUUCCCACUUUUGGAGACGCUUGUUUCAUGGUGUACAAGCACGAAGGCAUGAGUUUUCGAAAAGAUGAAUCUAAUAAUAGUUCCACAAAUUCAGUUGAAGAUGAUCAAAUCCGGCGAGCCCAACUGCAAAUUCAAUUUCACGGAACCAGAAGAGAGGAUUUUCAGCCCAUCGAAUCCUAUGUGAAAAAAUUGAAAUCCAUAGCCAAUUCUCUAGCAGAAAUUAACAGUCCAAUCUCAGAUUCAGACAUGGUGUUGCAACUUCUUGCUGGUUUGCCUAAUCAAUACUUGCCCCUCAAAAACACAAUAUCAUCAAUGCGUCCUCUCCCCAAUUUUGAAGAAGCUUCUUCCAUGUUGUACAUGCAAGAGGACAUAUUAUUACAGGAUCGUGAGAAGAAAUUCAAAGCUGAUGCUGGUGCAGAGCAAUCGUCUGGUUUGUUUACCGCAGAUACGUUCUUUACUGUAGUGGAUACAGUGGGUGUUGUUGUUGCUGCAGUUGGUGCAGUAGGUACUAUCUGCGCUGGAGUUGGUGCAUUGGGUACUGCCGUUGGUGCAGUUAGUACUGUGAAUGCAACCAGGAUGAUUGUAGCUAGUGCAAUAACUGUCGUUGUGGGCUGGAAAAUUUGGCAACGCAAGUAAUUUAUCGGGUUGAUUUCUUGUAUAAUCACUUAAAAAUAAUAAUAUAGUUUAGUUUAAAGUUUGUCUUGAGAUGUAUGAUGUGUAGUUGAAGUUCUACCCAAACUUUCCUUAUGUUUUGUAAUAUUUUGAUUUUCCUUU